Molecule: messenger RNA, 1247 nt
Organism: Lytechinus variegatus (green sea urchin)
Lineage: Eukaryota; Metazoa; Echinodermata; Echinoidea; Temnopleuroida; Toxopneustidae
Exons: 4
Coding region: 264-887 (207 amino acids)
Biological process (GO): signal transduction
Molecular function (GO): protein binding
Source: RefSeq, a predicted model, not a curated record
AUAGCUCAACAAAUAUUUUCUUGAUAGAAAAAUGAGAUGCUUACAAUCUUGAAAGCAUGCAUUACAUGUUUGAAUUUUACUGAAUAUGAAGCACGCCAUCACAGGCUUCUCGUUGAUCUUCUUCGUAAGAACGAUUUCAAUUAAUUAUAAUGUAAGUUCUCAAUCUACAUGUAUCUUUGACUGUUUGAUGAAAAGUGUAUUUUUGUGACUGUGUUGUAAGUCAAAAUUAGGAUAACACGUCGAGGCAAAAUUAACCAAGCACCAUGACGGAGACCUUAACGGAGGAAAAAGUAUUCGAACUAGCAGAGGCUGUGGCGGUCGAUAAAAAUUUAUUAAUUCUCGGGUUGAAACUGGGAUUUAAGGAGCCAAAGGUUAAGAUGUACAUCAGUACGAAUAAACGAAAUGAAAGUUCAGAAGGAACCAGCUCCAUGCUGUUCGACUGGAAGAGAAAGACACCGAGAGCGCAGCAAAUACCCGAUCUCAUCAAGGCACUGAAUGAAUCUGGAUUUGCGGAAUUAGUUGAUGAUUUCUUCCCAUCUGGACUUGCUGGAGGUGUCGCAACCCAUGCAGUAAGUGCAGUAAACCCUUCUACUGCAGCUUCGAACACUGACAAUGCACAUGUAUCUACUGAGAGACUAGUGACUGAUGGUGAGAUCACCAGGCUAGCAAGUCGCCUCCCUUACGGAAGAUACAGUCAGCUCUGUGAAGAAUUGGGAUUUCAUUACAACUCCGCACAAAGCAUAUUGGUCAAACAUCAACGGGACUCGACGGCUGCUUUCAAAGAAGUAUUACAGGAAUGGAAGGACAAAGGUGGAUUUAUGGUAGAUCUUGAUACAGCUCUGAAGAACUCAGACCUUGGAGGACUUAUACAUGUCUAUAAGAAAUAGACAUGUCAUUUUACAUUUCAUGUCGAAGCGUCGUUGUGUACCACUUCUGACUCUCUCCCUGUAAUCAGAAUGUUAUGUGUUUGAACCUCAAGCGAGUUUGAAACUAAGAUUUGAGCCACACCUGCUAACUCGAGCCCUAACUCUUGUACUAUUUCUUUAAGAACAAAGAAAAACAAGACCGAAACAAAUAUAUGUAUGUCUUUGAUAUCUCCCAGCCCUCCCCCUUAUUUUUAUUGAGUCUUUUUGUUCAGAGUUUUCCAAUGAAUAUAAUCAAAUAUCGGAAAUUUUAUUAUUUGUUUUUUAUUUGAUUUGAUUUGAUUUAUUUAUUUCCGUUUCCCAAUUAUACAUGAUAUGAUUAAC